Molecule: messenger RNA, 498 nt
Organism: Knipowitschia caucasica
Lineage: Eukaryota; Metazoa; Chordata; Actinopteri; Gobiiformes; Gobiidae
Source: the annotation of a GenBank genome assembly
AUGGUGAGAGCCCUGUACAGAAUGACUAUGGCGCCAUCUUGUGGUAACCCUAAAGAAACACAACCUAAGUUCCCUGAACACACGCCUUCUCAGCUCAGCGGGCAGGACGCUGUUGGUGCAGAUUCAGUAAAAGACUUCAUCUUCUGUCAGCGGCGCGGCCAGGGCAGUGCCGGGGCUGCUGCUGGGGCCGGACCCGCCAUGUCAGACUCCCGCCUGCCUCCAGAUGGUCCCUGCGGAGGGGCUGAUUAUCGGGCCCAUCUGAGUAGGCAACCUGAGAGUGUUGAUGUUGGGUGGGCAGUGUGGUGCCACGCCAAGACUCAUGUCCCCAGGAGCCUGAAUCCGAUCCCUUCUACCUGCCCCCUGUCUCUGCUCCGGCUCCCUCCUGCCCUGCCCCACCACCGGCUAGACUUACUGCACCCCUCCCGCCGCAGCCGUGGGAUAGGCUUUCCUCCACCUGACAGGGCUUGGCCAGGAUCACUGGAAUACCUGGACAGGUAG